This is a messenger RNA of Phascolarctos cinereus (koala), 5132 nucleotides long. It is a transcript of the gene KIFC3, whose product is annotated as kinesin family member C3. The record is from RefSeq and is a predicted model, not a curated record. Gene Ontology annotation, cellular component: microtubule cytoskeleton. Gene Ontology annotation, biological process: microtubule-based movement. Lineage: Eukaryota; Metazoa; Chordata; Mammalia; Diprotodontia; Phascolarctidae. Gene Ontology annotation, molecular function: ATP binding; microtubule binding; microtubule motor activity.
UUGUAACAUUUAUUGUAACAUCAGAAGGCUGAGGAUCAUGAGAGAAUCUUCACAAAUGCGGAGGAGGGAUGGAGAUUGUUCUGUUUAGUCUCAGAGUACAGAGCCAGAAAUAAGGAACGGAAAGCACAAAGAGGUCACUAAAGCCUUGAUGUCAGGAAAAACUUCCUGCCGCUUACAGUGCUCCACAAUGGGCUGCUUCCAGGAAUGGUGGGGUCCCCGUCCUUGGAGGUCUUGGAGCAGAGGCUGGGCGAUGAUGAUUUGGCAGGUCCCCAGGAGCCUGUGGGCCAUUGAACCCCGUGCCAUGAUUACAUCUCUGAAGACCUGGAAUCCGGGAACCGCUCCCUCUGCCAGGGCCCCGUGGAAAGGAAGCUGUGCCCAGGACAGUGGGGAUCCUGUGAUGGCCAGCCCCGCCUCCCCGUGCUCCCGCCCUUUCCCACACGCCAGCCAGGGGAGGUGGAGAACUGGGCUCAGUAAAGAUACCCUUGGUGGCAGUGAAGAGGAUUCAGGCCAGACCUCUACCCGACCAACUCCGGCUCAGCGCCGAGCCCUCAGCGUGGACUGGUCCGGUCCUGGGAGCCCUCGGAGACUCUACCUGACUGUCCAGGCACUGCAGGACAAGGUGUGUGCAUGCAAGAGUCAGGAGAAGAAGGAGGAGAAGCAGCAGAAGAGGCCGGCCCUGGCCCCCAAGCGGGCCCGAGACUUGGCCCAGGCAAAGGAAGCCCACACCAUGAAUGUUGAGAAACCAGGUGGGAGGCUCUUUGGCAGCGGGAAGUGCUCAGGCCUACCUGGGGCCCACCAGUUACCCAUGAUCCAGAAGAUGGUGGAGUCCAUGUCCCAGCUCCAGGAAGAGAAGGGCCGACUGCAGGAGCAGUUAAUGGCGUUGCAGAAAAAGCUGACCCUUCGGGAGAAUGACCAGCAAGCUGUGUCCACUCAGCUGCAAGCUCAGGUGGAAAAUCUGAAGGAGAAACUCAUUGGCCAGGUCCAGGAAGUGAAUAGACUCCGUUCAGAGCUGGGAGGCACAGACUUGGAGAAACACCGGGAUCUCCUGAUGGUGGAGAAUGAGCGCCUGCGGCAGGACAUGAAGCGAUGCGAGGCCGAGCUGCAGGAGCUGAGAGCGCGGCCUCCCCCGUGCCCGGACUGUGAGCAUAGCAAGGAGAGUGCCCAGCUGCGGGAGAAGCUGGCUCAGCUGCAGGUGGAGACGGAGGAGAACAAGGGCCGGCUGGCCGAGCUGGACCUGGAGGUGCAGCAGAAGACCAACCGUCUGGCUGAGGUGGAGCUGCGCCUCAAGGACUCCCUGGCCGAGAAGGCGGAGGAGGAGGAGAGGCUGAGCCGGCGCCUGCGGGACAGCCAGGAGACUAUCGCCACCUUAAAGGCUCAGCCUCAGCCGAUUAAGUACAUCAUCAAGACAGUGGAAGUAGAUUCAUCCAAGACCAAGCAGGCCCUGUGUGAAACCCAAGCCCGGAACCAGUAUUUACAGGAGCAGGUGGGGAUGCAGAGACAAGUGCUGAAGGAAAUGGAACAGCAGCUUCAGAAUGCUCAACAGACAACAGCCCAGCUCAAGGCCCAGAUCAUGAUGUAUGAGUCGGAGUUGGAGCGGGCUCACGGGCAGAUGCUGGAGGAGAUGCAGACCAUGGAAGAGGAUAAGAACCGGGCCAUUGAGGAAGCUUUUGCCAGGGCCCAAGUAGAAAUGAAGGCUGUACAUGAAAACCUGGCAGGUGUCAGGACCAAUCUCCUGACUUUGCAGCCCGCCCUUCGGACCCUCACCAAUGACUACAAUGGCCUGAAGAGGCAGGUUCGAGAUUUCCCUCUCCUGCUGCAGGAAGCCCUGAGGAGUGCCAGAGCAGAGAUUGGCCAAGCCAUAGAAGAGGUGAACAGCACAAACCGAGAACUGCUGAGGAAAUACCGCCGGGAACUCCAGCUCCGCAAAAAGUGUCACAACGAGCUAGUGAGGCUGAAAGGAAACAUCCGUGUGAUUGGUCGGGUCCGGCCCAUCACCAAAGAGGACGGGGACGGGCCUGAGGCUAGCAAUGCAGUGACCUUUGACUCCGACGAUGAUGCUGUCAUCCACCUGCUACAUAAGGGAAAGCCUGUGUCUUUCGAGCUGGAUAAGGUGUUUCCUCCACAUGCAACCCAACAAGAUGUGUUCCAAGAAGUCCAGGCAUUGAUCACGUCAUGCAUUGAUGGCUACAAUGUCUGCAUUUUUGCCUAUGGACAAACAGGUGCUGGCAAGACAUACACAAUGGAGGGAACGAUUGAAAACCCGGGGAUCAAUCAGCGGGCCCUUCAGCUGCUCUUCUCCGAGGUGCAGGAGAAGGCAUCAGAUUGGGAGUACACCAUCACGGUCAGCGUGGCAGAGAUUUACAACGAAGCCCUCAGGGACUUGCUGGGAAAGGAGCCACAGGAGAAGCUGGAGAUUAAGCUGUGUCCCGACGGCAGUGGCCAGCUGUACGUGCCAGGGCUGACGGAGUUCAAAGUGCAGAGCGUGGAAGACAUCAACAGGGUAUUUGAGUUUGGCCAUACCAACCGGACCACUGAAUUCACCAACCUCAACGAGCACAGCUCUCGGUCCCACGCCCUUUUAAUCGUCACCGUCCGGGGCACUGACUAUAGCACGGGGCUUCGGACCACUGGGAAGCUAAACCUAGUGGACCUGGCUGGGUCAGAACGUGUGGGCAAGUCUGGGGCCGAGGGCAGUCGGCUCCGCGAGGCCCAGUACAUCAACAAGUCUCUGUCGGCCCUGGGAGACGUGAUCUCUGCUCUUCGGUCCCGCCAGGGCCACGUGCCAUUCCGUAACUCCAAACUCACCUACCUACUCCAGGACUCCCUCAGUGGGGACAGCAAAACCCUCAUGCUGGUGCAGGUCUCCCCUGUGGAAAAGAACACCAGCGAGACCCUGUGUUCUCUGAAGUUUGCUGAGAGAGUGAGGUCCGUGGAGUUGGGUCCAGGGUCACGGAGGGCUGAGCUGAUGUCAUGGUCUAGUCAGGAGCACUUGGAGUUCGAUGGAGGCUCAGUCCAGACUCCGUCUUCCGCCCGGUCGUAUUCCUCUUCUAGUACUGGGGCUCCCAUUAGCCGGUCCAGCUCAAUCCGGAGGAAGCUGCAGACCUCAGGAAAGACAAAGCCAGUGCCAGUGUGAUAGCCCAGGAGCCAACGUCUGGGCGUCCAGUGCCCGGGAAAUCUGAGGGUGAGAGGUUGGAGGAAGGACACUGCAUACUGCUCACCUCCUCGCUUUCCACCCAGAAUCAAGGACCCUAAAUGGGCACAGACUGUUCUUAGGCCCGGGAAGGAGAGGGCUUCUCCUUUCUGCCCUCGACACUCUGCUUCUCCCCAGCCCUGUCCCCGACAGAUGUGAAAUUAGUUUUGAAGGAAAUGAAUCUUUUCUCCAGCCCACACGUGACAGAGCACAGAUAGUGUAUGUUGGGGCCAAUGGGCCUGGCUGGACCAUAGGCACAUCUCAGCCUGUAGGACCGGCCUCUUCGCCCUGCCUGUGGCCUGCAAACGUUUUAGGUUGCAAGGAGGCAACGUGGUCUUUGGGCUUCAGGUUGGCUCAUCUGGAGGCCUGUGUUAGUCCAGAUGAUGGGAGCAGGUGCCCACCUUUCUGAUAGCUGACCUACAGUACGAUCAGUGCUCUGACCCAGACCGAAUUGUGGACAGAGGCGGACGUUCCCGCGGGACCUCGGAGCAGCACAGCGGAAGAAGGCUUUGCCUCCCUAUUUUCUCUUACAUCCUUGGGCCCUCCCAGGCCUCAUCUCUUAGAUCCCCUUGCCUAUGGGGGCCCCAGGGGUAGAACUCAACUCACUUUGUGGGAUUGGCCUGGAGUUUGCUCUUUGUGGGUUUUUGGUUCACAUGCCCCCUUAAAGCCAAUGGGCAAAGAGGAAGCUUGGAGAAAAAGGGGCUGAGAACACGAUGGCAUCAAGGAAUUAUCUUCAUUCAGUUGUGUGGGCUGCCACGCCAUGGGCUCUUUAUAGCUGUACUUGAAGGCUGCAGGAAGGGGGCAGGAGACAUGGGCUUUCUCCAUGGCUUCUCUACCCCAGCCCCUUUCCACCGUGAAUCUCCUUAUUCUAAGCCCACUGUCCUUUGCUACUCCUCGGGGCUACUCUCCUUCUUCCCCCCCACCCCCAUUUCCAUCCAUCCACAUGGCUUGGUUUUCUGGAAAACUAUUAGCCUGCAGGACCCCAGAGGCUGCUCUAACCUCUUGCCAUGCAGAGGAGGGAGGCUGGAAAUGGCCAGGCUAAGACCUCCAUCAACAAUCUCAGAACUUUAGGUGGUUGGCUCCCUUCUGUCUCCUGGCAUAGCAUCCUCUCAACCCUCGUUCUCUCUGAUUCCCAAGGGAAUGAUGCACUUUAUGGAAAAAGUCAACAGACUACCCCAUGCAAUCAUUUGGGAGGGAAGAGGUGACAACUCCCUGGACAGGCUGGUUCAGAACAACAUGGGAGAUGGGGGAAAAUUGGCUUUCGAAACGCAGGUGGCUGGUGGGCAGGCAGCCAGGGGCAGUAUGCCCACAGCUGCAGGGAGGUCUGUCCCUUAAGCCCUCACCUGUGCAGAGAUCCCAGGGAGGGGAUCAUCUUACCCAGGGAGGGGGUUUCAAUCCUGAAACCCUAGCUUGCUUCUCACUUCCUCCACCCUUCCCAGUUUCUUCAAGUUUAUAUUUGGUAAACCCGAGGGAGGGGAAGGGGCUGGAAACCCAAAAGACAAGGGGAGGGGGGCAAGUAGCUAACUGCCCUCCAGGUGGGAAACACAAGCAUGACAAGUGAAUUUGUACAUACCUGUGUAUAGGUGUACAUAGGCACCGCUGGAGAGUUCACCUACUCGGCAAAGAUAUAUUUUAAGUUUUUCUUUUCUCAAUUCCCACCCCCACCCCCCCCCAGGCUGUUGCUGGAUACAUAUUUAUAUCUCCCAGAGGCUCAGUGCCCUCGGGCUCAUUUUUGUGAAGUUUGACUGUUGUUUGUGACCCGACCCUCUUGGAGGCCGGGAGGUCCUUGAGGGGGAGUGGCCAGGCACUUUACGUCUCAGAUGCACUGGUUUCUCUUUUUCCACUACAGCCCUUUUUAAUGUUUCUCAUAAUUCCUCAUCAAGAUCUUUUGGAAUAUGAGCUGUUUUUACUGAUUUUAAUAAAGAGAGCUCUUUUGCACAAA